AUGAGCGACGACAAAGACCACAAAGAAUUGAAACAAGAACUACAACAGCUGACAGAGGUCCUUCAUACAUUUUCCAAUGCAAUCAACACGCUAAGAAACGCUUGCGAAGAAACGUUGAACAAUCUUUCAAAAUCUGUAGAAAGGGCAAACAGUGAAAGAACUGACAGUCAGAACAUGGAAAAACAGGAACGUAGUCCAAAUAGAAGAGAUAGCGAGGAAACCGAAACAAUUCGGUGGGAACAUUACAAAUAUCAUGAUCAGGAAGUGCCGAACAAAAUGCCACGCCUGCGAAAAGAGCAUACCAACACUCAGAGGGCGAUGAAAAGAGUGCACACCGAAAAGAUACCACCAACAGUCCGAAAGCGGCGAAUCAGAAUGCGGUGCCAUUCCACAAGUGGGGUCGGAGGACAUGGUACAACAUGUUACGCAAGAGGAACGACUCGUCGGGAAGUUAUUGAGGUCUUUAACGAGGUGAACGAGAUACGCGAGCUACACGACGAGGAUGAAGAACGUUUUGUGGAGGUUAUGGACGAAGAAGAUGAGGAGCAAGGUGGAUGGAAUCAAGCCAAAAACCAGAACCGUGCCUCGAGAUGCGGUGUGGAAGCAAUGCAAAGGUUGCUCUGUUAA
Molecule: messenger RNA, 627 nt
Organism: Cylicocyclus nassatus
Lineage: Eukaryota; Metazoa; Nematoda; Chromadorea; Rhabditida; Strongylidae
Source: the annotation of a GenBank genome assembly